Molecule: messenger RNA, 1591 nt
Organism: Oryza sativa Japonica Group (Japanese rice)
Lineage: Eukaryota; Viridiplantae; Streptophyta; Magnoliopsida; Poales; Poaceae
Source: RefSeq, a predicted model, not a curated record
AUGUCGAGCACGGUGACUAUGGAGAGCCCCCACACCACGGCAACCACGGGCCACAGCAUGAGCGCCGCGACCUUCCAUACGAACAUGGUGGUGAGUAGCAUGGAGGCUGCCCAUACCGCACACGUGAGCCACGCCCUCGCCGGCGCCGCUCGUAGACGCAGAGGCAUGCGAACAGCAGAAGGAGGGCGGCAUAGGAUACGACGACGAAGGCGACCGCUAGCGUCACCACUGAGGCCGGAGCGAGAUGAGAAGGCAAAGGACAGGGGCGGUGAGGGUGAAGAUGUGAAGGUAGCAGUCGGUUGGGCCAUGGAUGAUAGAGGAUUUGGAGUGGAGCGCUGGCAAGAGGAGGAAGGACAACACUCGUCGCCGCCGCCUGCCUCAGCCGCGCUAUCGCCACGCCGACGUCUCCCUCGGCACGCCGCUCGCGCGCCGCCCGGAGGCACGCCUCGGCGGCGAAGUAGGCCGCCUUCGCCUCCGCGUGCGCCGCCCACUGCCGGUGGUCGGCGUGCUGCCGCCGCAGCUCGGGGGCCUCCAGCGCGGCGCGCACGUCGCCGUAGUCCAGGCUCACCUGCCUCGCCACCAUCGAGCACAGCGCCGGCGGCCUCCCUCCGGCGACGGCGAGCUCGAAGUAGCACUCCAGCGCCUACGCCAGCAUCAGGCCCUCCAGCGCCGCGACGCGCGCGGGCGACAUGCCCGUCGCGGCGCCAGCGUCGGCUCCGCCCGCCGCCUCCCUCAGCGCGCCGGCCGCAUCGCAGAGCGCGGCGCACGCCCGCCGGAUCCCGUCCGCACCGCGCCUGUCCUCCGCCGCCGCCGCCCGCGCCGACUCCGCCGCGAGCGCGAACAUCGCCACCUCCCGCUCGGUCACCAGCGACGUGUGCCACUGGCACGCCGCCGCGCCCGCCGUACUCCACCUGUGCCAUCCCCCCGCCGCCGCCGCCGCCGCGUCGUCCUGCCAGGCAAUCCCGAGCUGCGACGACGACGGCGGCACCGCCCUGCUCACCGCCGCGUCGAACCGCGGGCCGGCGACCGCCUCGAUCUCCGCAGGUACGCGCGGAGGUCGCCGGCGACCCUCUCCGACGACGACACCACGACGAGGCGGCGCGCGCGCAUGAACGCCUCCAGGUCGGCGUCCCUCUCCGCCGCCGAGCUGUCCUGAAGCGUGAAGUGCUUCGGCCUCUUGCCCGCGAACGACAGCAUCGGCAUCGGCGCCGGCGCCGGCGCCGGCGCGCUCGCCGCGCGUCGGAACGGCGACUUCAUGGCUCUCGUAAUCGAUCGAGAGCUGAACGCGACGAAACGUAGUAAUAAAACAGACAUAUUGCAAUGGGAUGAUUAGGAGUUGGAUUAAGUUAAGUAAAAAAGGUGGUAAUUAAGUACGUGACGGAGAAGGAUUAAGCGAGGCUGCUGUUCUGUUUGUAAACUUCGUAUCGUGGCGGGGGCGGGAAGAAGGGAAGCGUGUGGAGUGGGGCCCACACGGCCGUGGUUGGACAUUGUCAACGGCUGGAAUUUCCAUCACGCUGCUUAUAAUCGGUUUAGUUCAAUAUUUUUUUACAUGAUACUUAGUAUUAUAUAUAAGUCGUUUUAAUUUUAAGUU